This is a messenger RNA of Somion occarium, 995 nucleotides long. The record is from the annotation of a GenBank genome assembly. Lineage: Eukaryota; Fungi; Basidiomycota; Agaricomycetes; Polyporales; Cerrenaceae.
ACCAACAUCUCCAGCCUCGAGUUCAGCCUCUAUUUCUUCUUGCAUAUUAAUUCUACACCUCCAUUUCUUUCUGAUAUUUACUUCUGCCACUAUCUUGCUUUAUUUGAUAACUACCUCGCUCUCUUACCUUGAAGAUGUUACCGAAAUCCACCCGCUUCCUCAUUUCUGCUUUGCUUUCUGUGGGAAUCGCUCGUGUCUUCGCGAGGCUUAUACCUUUGACUGAAGAUGGCUCCAUCUUGGCCGAAAGAGAUGGUAUUAUCUCCGGAUUGUCUCCUACGUCUAUCUCUAGUAUCUUUGGUGACCCUACCCAUACCCUCUCUGAGAAACUGGCUAUGGUCGACUCUCUGCUAAAGGAGGCGGGCUUGACUGACACUGUCGAUAAAACUGCCCUGUCGGAGGCUCUGCUUCACGGGACUGGCUUGUCGAUGGAUUCGCUCAACGAGAAUGCAUUGACCAAUUCCCUACUAAACACGACCGGUUUGGCAACUUUGCAAAACAUACUUCAAUCGCGCACUGUAUACAUUCCCAAGAUAACCCACCCAAAGAGCGAGACGGUUUGGGUUACACGUUCCAAGGUUACGGUCAAGUGGGAAACGCACAACCCCCCGAAAAAGAUUACGAACCAGACAGGAAAGAUCGUACUAGGCUACUUGGAAGAUGGCACUGACGAGCACUUUGAUCUUGAUAAUCCGCUCGCGGACGAUUUCGAUAUUAUGGAUGGUAGCAUCGAUGUCUAUGUCCCAGACGUUGAACCCAGAGACAACUACUUCCUUGCCCUCUUCUGUGGCGACUCGGGCAAUAGAAGCCCAACCUUCACGAUUAACUGAGCUGUUGUGGCAUCUUAUCGAUUCUUGGGCGCAAUUCCGAAUCUCUGUAACCCGGAUAUUCCUCUGGUUUUACUUGCGCUCUUGUUUAUAUGAUUAUCUCGUUAUGCUGUUCUCGUUUGCUUAGGAUUUGAUGUUAUUCCCCUUAUUAAAUAGGUAACCUGACACAAG